AUGGCACCUCUCCGUUCUCUGGUCGCAGCCGGCCUCCUAUUCUUGUCGGCCGCGAAUGCACAUUUCCUUCUCCUCUCUCCGCCUUCUAUCGAGGGUUCGUCUAUCGACGAGGACAAGGAAGGCAAUGCGCCUUGCGGCGCCGAUCUGCCCGACCUCUCUGCCAACUCUACGACGGACUUCCAUGUCGGCGGCGACCAGGUCGCCCUGCAACUAGGCCACCCGCAAGCCAAUUGGCUGAUACGCGGCACGCUCGACGCAAAGGCCAGCAGCAACUGGACACAGCUCUUCCCAAUUGUUACCCAGAGCGGCCUAGGCAACUUUUGUGAGCUUUCUGUCGCUGCGCCCAAGGAAUGGGUUGGUCAGAAGGGUAUCAUUGGUGUCGCCUGCAAUGGCCCGGACGGCAUUUUGUACCAGUGUGCGGUAGUCAACUUCGUCUCUGGCACCAGCUCGUCACAGGCGAGCUCCUGCACCAACGGGAGUUCCGUCACCGCCAGCUUCUCAUCCGACUCAAAACUCUCCGCACUUGUUGGCAACCCUAGCAAUACCUCCAGCAGCGCUCCGAGUAGUACCAGCCGUAACGCUUCGCCAUCUCCUGUUCGGAGUCAGUUCCCACUCGGGAGCCUUCUUUUGGGCGCUGUUAUGGUGUUGGUAGGAGCCACCUUACUAUGA
Messenger RNA from Lasiosphaeria miniovina, 669 nucleotides. RefSeq lists its product as uncharacterized. The transcript has 2 exons. Lineage: Eukaryota; Fungi; Ascomycota; Sordariomycetes; Sordariales; Lasiosphaeriaceae. The coding region runs from base 1 to 669 and encodes 222 amino acids. The record is from RefSeq and is a predicted model, not a curated record.